UCUGUUGCUUGGCCGUGAAGAGGGAGACGAUUGGUGGUGUCCUCGCGCAUGGCGUUGCUCCGCCUCCACCUCCUCCGGCCGCCGCCUCGUCCGCUCCCCGCUCUCUCCUCCCCUUGGCGCCGCGCGCUGCCAGCCACCGCCGCCGCCGCCCCGGCGGUCGCCUCCUCCCGCCUGCUCUGCUCCAACUCCAACUACCCCGCCGCCGCGCCCUCGCCCUCCAUCGUCGGCGGCCUCCUCGACUACCUCAACGAGUCAUGGACGCAGUUCCACGCCACCGCUGAGGCCAAGAGGCAGCUGCUUGACGCGGGGUUCAAGCUGCUCAGCGAGAACGACGACUGGGACCUGCAGCCUGGCGGCCGCUACUUCUUCACGCGCAAUAUGUCCUGCUUGGUUGCCUUUGCAGUUGGGGAAAAGUACAGAGUUGGCAACGGUUUCAAUAUAAUUGCAGCCCACACUGAUAGUCCAUGUCUCAAGCUGAAACCAAAGUCUGCUUCCUUCAAAUCGGGCCAUCAGAUGGUAAAUGUACAGACGUACGGAGGCGGGCUGUGGCAUACAUGGUUUGAUAGAGAUCUAACAUUGGCUGGGAGAGUCAUCCUCAAGGCUGCAGAUGGCUCAUUUAAGCAUAAGCUUGUCAAAGUGAGCAGGCCACUGAUACGUGUACCGACACUGGCUAUACAUCUUGACCGCACAGUGAAUUCUGACGGGUUCAAGCCCAAUCUGGAGAAUCAUCUAGCUCCACUUCUUGCAACAAAAUGUGAAGAGACUACUGUGAAUUCUGAUGACAAAAAGGGUUCAAGUUCCACUAAGAUAGCCCAUCAUCCACUGCUUUUGCAAGUUCUGUCGGAAGAAAUUGGUUGUGGAACAGAUGAAAUAAUUGGUAUGGAGCUGAAUGUGUGUGAUACCCAGCCUAGUUGCCUUGGAGGCGGAAAUAACGAGUUCAUUUAUUCUGGUAGACUGGACAAUCUUGCUUCAUGUUAUUGCGCUCUCAGAUCUCUCAUGGACUCUUCCAAGAUGUCAGAACAGUUAUCAAAUGAGAAGGCCAUAAGAAUGAUUGCAUUAUUUGAUAACGAAGAGGUGGGUUCAAAUUCGAUGCAAGGGGCAGGUGCACCAACCAUGUUUCAGGCUAUGAGACGAAUUGUUGACUCCUUGAUGCAUCAGUCCAUGGGAGAGGGGGCCUUGGAGCGUGCAAUAACCUCUUCCUUUCUUGUUUCCGCAGACAUGGCUCAUGCCCUGCACCCAAACUAUCCAGACAAGCAUGAAGAGCACCACAGACCUGAACUACAGAGAGGACUUGUUAUCAAACACAAUGCUAAUCAACGUUACGCCACAAGUGCUGUAACAGCUUUUCUCUUCAAGGAAAUAGCAAGAAUUCAUAACCUUCCAGUUCAGGAAUUUGUUGUGAGGAACGAUAUGGGUUGCGGCUCAACUAUCGGCCCCAUACUUGCUUCUGGUGUUGGCAUACGGACUGUUGACUGUGGUAUUCCUCAGCUUUCAAUGCACAGCGUUCGGGAAAUGUGUGGCAAGGAAGAUAUAGACACUGCAUACAAGCACUUCAAAGCUUUCUUUGAGAUGUUCUCCGACAUCGACCAGAAAUUAAAUGUAGACUUUUAGGUUCUGUGUAUUUACUAUAUGGCUGUUUUUUUUACAGCUGCUGUAUGGCUGUUUAUCAUAGUAUCAGUUCUUUUGUCCAUCUAAUCUGGUUAAGACAAGAGUACUGGUUUGAAAUUGUUUCUCGAAUGAUAAAUAUAACUACGAACUAAUAACUCAUUGCUACGCUCAUCUUUCUUGAGAAAAAAUAAAUUCAAUAAUCUA
Messenger RNA from Brachypodium distachyon (stiff brome), 1812 nucleotides. RefSeq names its product probable aspartyl aminopeptidase. The record is from RefSeq and is a predicted model, not a curated record. The transcript is spliced from 9 exons. Gene Ontology annotation, biological process: proteolysis. Lineage: Eukaryota; Viridiplantae; Streptophyta; Magnoliopsida; Poales; Poaceae. The coding region runs from base 49 to 1611 and encodes 520 amino acids. Gene Ontology annotation, molecular function: zinc ion binding; aminopeptidase activity.